AUGGCAUCUUUGACCAAAGAACUAGUGUUCCUCGUGCUUCAAUUUCUUGAUGAAGAGAAACUUGAAGAUACCAUGCAUAAGUUAGAACAAGAAUCAGGUUUCUUCUUCAAUGUAAAGUAUUUUGAGGAGAAAGUAUUGGCUGGAGAGUGGGAUCAUGUUGAGAAAUACCUCUUUGGAUUUACAAAAGUUGAUGAUAAUCGAUAUUCUAUGAUGAUCUUCUUUGAGAUUAGGAAGCAAAAAUAUCUUGAAGCUUUAGAUAGGCGAGACAGAGUGAGAGCUGUUGAAAUUCUUGUGAAUGAUUUGAAAGUCUUUCAAUCAUUUAACGAGUAUUUGUUCAAAGAGAUAACAAAUCUUUUAACCCUUAAUAAUUUCAGGGAAAAUGAGCAAUUAUCAAAGUACGGCGAUACUACAUCAGCUCGAAAUAUAUUGCUAGUGGAGCUAAAAAGAUUGAUUGAAGCAAAUCCUCUCUUCCGAGAUAAGCUUGCAUUUCCUCCAUUUAAGUCAUCCCGAUUACGAACCUUGAUUAAUCAAAGUUUGAAUUGGCAACAUCAGAUGUGCAAGAAUCCAAUGACAAAUCCAGACAUUAAAUCUCUACUUAUUAACCAUUCUUGCUCACCUGCAAGUGGAUCCAAUGUACCUACUCCUGUCAACCUUCCUAUGACACCAGUAGUAAAUCCUUCUCCUUAUGCUUCACUUGGAUCGCAUGUUGCGGUAUCAAUUCACAUCAUCCCCACCGCUUCUAAUGUCAAUGCUUUAGCGAGGUGGGCAGUGAAUGCGAAUGCUUCCACCUCUUCCCAAUUACCUUCCCAAUCACCUGUAGGUGCUACUUCCGGUCCCCAAAAUCAAGUAGUGCUGGAUGGUCUAAACAAUGAUCAGGAGCAACUGAUGAAACAGUUGCGAGCUACACAACCUGCAGUGGAGGUUACACACCAUGCUCCACCGGAACAAGCAUCUGGCUUAGAUGAUCUUCCUAGAAUUGUUGUUUAUGCAUUACAACUGGGUUCAUCAAUAACAAGCAUGGAUUUUCAUCCUGUUCAUCAUUCACUACUCCUUGGUAGGUUGAAAUAA
This is a messenger RNA of Sphenostylis stenocarpa, 1068 nucleotides long. NCBI's taxonomy places the organism in Eukaryota, Viridiplantae, Streptophyta, Magnoliopsida, Fabales, Fabaceae. The record is from the annotation of a GenBank genome assembly.